Schistosoma mattheei is the source of this 1324-nucleotide messenger RNA. NCBI's taxonomy places the organism in Eukaryota, Metazoa, Platyhelminthes, Trematoda, Strigeidida, Schistosomatidae. The record is from the annotation of a GenBank genome assembly.
AAAUGUCAGAAUAUACAACUUCUACCAACUCACCAUAAUUUAUGUAAAUCAAUUCAUGUAAUACAGAAUAUUAGGAAAAUAGAAUGAAUCAUUCAUAUAAUCAUAGUGAUUUAUUAACUAUAUCAUCUAUAACUAUAAAUAAUGAUAGUCGAAUUGAUUCAGAAACGCAUACAAUUACACAAAUUUGUUUUUCAUUAGCAUUUUGUUCUACAUUAAUUCAUCUAAUAUUUAUAUUAUAUUUUAAACGUAUAAGAAAACUUUAUGGUUUAUGUAUAAUCAUACAUUGUUUAUUUUAUUCAUGUUCAUAUUUAAUGACAUUAAUUACAUGUUCAUUAAGUAAAAAAACCAAUCUCAUUCAUAUUAUUUUUGGAUAUUUAGCCGAUUAUUGUAUCUUGACAACUAUAAUCAUGAAUUUAAAAUCAUCAUUAAUGAUUGUUUAUUUAUUAUGGAAUAGACGAGAAAAUAUGAAUUGUUACCAUGGCAACUAUCAAUUAUGUGAUUCUAGUAAUGUAUAUUUAAAUCAUAUUAAAAAAUUAUGUUAUAUAAUGGGACAUAUAAUGGUUAUCAUUUUACCUAUAUUAUGUAUUGUAAUUAGUAGAUUUUUAUUUGAAACCAAUAAUUAUAUCAGUGAAGAUCAUGAAGAAUUUGCUGUUAUAUCAUGUAAUUUAACACCAAAUUAUGGACAUUUCUAUAUUUUCUUUCCAAUAUUAUUUAUAUUAUUAUUAUUACAAUUUUCUUGUAUUUUAAUUACAAUUAAAUUACUUAUUAGUCAACAACAAAAUAUUAAUAAUUAUCAUGAUAAUAUUAAAACAUUAUGGAAAACAACAAAUAUAAGUGCACGUUUUUGGAUUACAUUAAAAUUUACAAUGACACAUAGUUUGAUAUGGUUGAUUGCAUUUAUAGCAUUAAUACAAGCGUCUACUUCUAUUUGGCAUGUAUUCACAUUAUUAUAUAGUUUACAAGCUAUUUAUAUUACUGUAAAUUGUACAUUUACACGUCCUGUAUUAGAUUUAAUUUAUCAAUGGCGUGAAGAAAAAAUUGAUUAUUAUAAAAAUGAACAUAAUCUAUUAUUGAUUAAUCAUAUUUUAAAUACUAAUCAACAAAAUGAUACAAAACAAGAUCGAAUCAAAAAUAUAUUGAUUAAUUAUUAAGCAAAAUUUAUAUAAACAUUGUUUAUAGGCGACCUGCUUGAGCAUCUGAACUACCUGUUCCUGCCCAUCUAGAUAUUUCAACAAGUUAUCUAUUUUUGUUUGUUUUAAUAUAUCAUUAUGUUUAUUAAUCGCAUAACAUAUCUUGGUGUAUUUCUGAAAAGUGAACAACUUUU